This is a messenger RNA of Besnoitia besnoiti, 462 nucleotides long. RefSeq names its product replication factor a protein 3 protein. Bases 1 to 462 code for a protein of 153 amino acids. NCBI's taxonomy places the organism in Eukaryota, Apicomplexa, Conoidasida, Eucoccidiorida, Sarcocystidae. The transcript has 4 exons. The record is from RefSeq and is a predicted model, not a curated record.
AUGAUGUACGGAGGCAUCUCUGACCCUUCUGCAGCGUUCGGCGCUGGCGGCUACCAGACUUCUUCGCGAGGAAACGAGACGAAAAUCUAUCGGUUGACGAACGGCAAAUACCUCAGUCGAUAUGUGAACGAGCCAGUGCGUCUUAUUGGCCUGUUUAAGGGCCUCGAAGACAACGGCUUCCGCCUCAUCUUCACUACGACAGACGGGGUGACAGUUUCGUGCUCUCUGGCGCGAUCCGUCGCCCAGGACGCGGCGACUCAGGACAGAGUCGUCGUUGUGUGCGGCGUGCUUUCCUCGGUGUCUCCGCCACAGCUCGCCCAAGGCUUCUUCACUCCCUUGGGAAACGAGCUAAAUGCUGAGCAAGCAGACGAGGUUGUCGCCGUAGCGCACCACGAUUUCUUCUCGCCGUUUUACCCUCCCUCUGCAACGGACGCGGCUGUGCGGUCAUCCGAGGCGCGAUGA